Messenger RNA from Macroventuria anomochaeta, 269 nucleotides. RefSeq lists its product as uncharacterized. The record is from RefSeq and is a predicted model, not a curated record. The transcript has a single exon. Bases 22 to 198 code for a protein of 58 amino acids. NCBI's taxonomy places the organism in Eukaryota, Fungi, Ascomycota, Dothideomycetes, Pleosporales, Didymellaceae.
AGGGGGGCAAUACAUAAGGAUAUGCCUACGUUGAUGUCGUGUAGCUGUCAACAUGUAGUCGUGCGACGUAGCAACCAAUCAGUAGAUAAGCGCUCAUUCGGCCGACUGCAAGGAGACACCUCAACCGUGACAGAUAUUCUCUCUCAAAUGACUAAAAGCUAUUCAGAAGUAUAUAUUUCUUCUUCGUAUAGCCAUUAGGAACAGCACUAACUGUAAAGAAGCCAAGCACCGUUUAAACUCGUCCACUUUGUCCAUUACUAGCAGGUUUU